This is a messenger RNA of Closterium sp. Naga37s-1, 1023 nucleotides long. NCBI's taxonomy places the organism in Eukaryota, Viridiplantae, Streptophyta, Zygnematophyceae, Desmidiales, Closteriaceae. The record is from the annotation of a GenBank genome assembly.
AUGAGCGAAAGCACCUCGACGCUGGAACCGCAACAGCAGGCAGCGGAAGAGCAAGUGGAGACUGGGAGUGAAGAGCGGAGGAGCGAGGGCGAGGAGCAACGGAAGCAGAAGCCGCUGGUAGCGGCGGCGAGCGAGGGGGGGAAGCAAGGCCCGGGGGGUCGGUCAUGGCGGUUACUCAUCGCCGGUGGGUUGGCGGGCGCCGUGGCUCGCACGUGCUCCGCGCCACUUGAUCGCAUCAAGCUGCUGCUGCAGGUGCAGCAGCUGGGGCAGCUGGGCACGAGCGCGAACGCGUACACGGGGAUCGGGCAGGCGAUGGUGAAGAUCACGCGCGAGGAGGGCAUUCGCGCCUUCUGGAAGGGCAACGGGCUCAACAUCAUCAGAAUAUUCCCCUACUCCGCCACCCAGCUGACGUCACACGAGCAGUACAAGGCGAUGAUCGCGGGGCCGUCGGGGCAGCUGAGCGUGCCGCAGCGGCUGAUGGCGGGCGCGCUGGCGGGCAUGACGGCGACGGCGCUGACGCACCCGCUGGACACGGUGCGGCUGCGCAUGGCCAUGCCCACGUCGGGGUACAACGGCAUGGCGGACGCCUUCUCCACCAUCGCGCGCACGGAGGGCGUGCUGGCCAUGUACAAGGGGCUCUUCGCCACGCUGCUCGGCAUCGCGCCCUACGCCGCCGUCAACUUCGCCUCGUACGACCUGCUCAAGUCGUCGCUGUACGGGUCGGGCAUGGUGCAGCAGUCCGUGCCCGCGAACCUGCUCAUGGGCGCCACCGCCGGCACCAUCGCCACGUCCGUGUGCUACCCGCUUGACACCGUGCGCCGACGCAUGCAGAUGAAGGGCAAGGUAUAUCGCAACACAGGAGAUGCGUUUGUCACCAUCGCUCGAACAGAAGGCCCAAGGGGCUUUUAUCGUGGCUGGCUUGCCAACACGCUCAAGGUGGUUCCUCAAAACUCCAUUCGCUUCGUGGCAUUUGAGUUCUUCAAGUCGGUUGUUGGAGUUGCUAAGAAGAAGACAGACACAUAG